Vombatus ursinus (common wombat) is the source of this 1631-nucleotide messenger RNA. Its product is annotated as mediator of RNA polymerase II transcription subunit 24-like. Gene Ontology annotation, cellular component: mediator complex. NCBI's taxonomy places the organism in Eukaryota, Metazoa, Chordata, Mammalia, Diprotodontia, Vombatidae. The transcript has 13 exons. The record is from RefSeq and is a predicted model, not a curated record. Gene Ontology annotation, molecular function: transcription coregulator activity. The annotation marks the transcript as partial.
UUGUCAUGGCAAGGCAGAGGAGUGCAUAGGUCUGUGCCGUGCCCUCCUCAGUGCCCUUCAUUGGUUGCUUCGAUGCACAACUGCCUCAGCAGAGCGACUUCGGGAGGGCCUUGAGAUGGGGGCCACAACAGGGGAGAAACAGCUCACCAGGUGUCUUCAGCAACUUAAGAAGAUCCUCAGCAGCACCAAGAAUCGAGCCCUGCUACAUGUCGCCAAACUGGAGGAAGUCUCCUCCUGGACAGCCAUUGAGCAGUCAUUAUUGAAGCUUGGGGAGACCUUUGCCAGCCUUAGCAAUUCCCAUCUCCAGAGUCAAGCAGAAGAAUGUGGAGUACUGAUUAGAAGCAUCCCUAUCAUGCUGUCUAUGCACUCAGAGCAGCUGCACAAGACUGGGUUCCCCACAGUGCAUGCUGUGGUCCUCCUGGAGGGCACCAUGAAUCUGACAGGAGAGAUGCAGCCAUUGGUUGAACAGCUGAUGAUGGUGAAGAGGAUGCAGCGUAUUCCCACCCCUCUCUUUGUCCUGGAGAUCUGGAAAGCUUGUUUUGUGGGUCUCAUUGAAUCCCCUGAGGGCACUGAGGAGCUCAAGUGGACAGCCUUCACUUUCCUCAAGAUUCCUCAGGUUUUGGUGAAACUGAAGAAAUACCCUCAGGGGGACAAGGACUUCACUGAGGAUGUGAAUUGUGCCUUUGAGUUCCUGCUGAAGCUCACACCCUUGCUCGACAAGGCUGACCAUCGGUGCAACUGUGAUUGUAUCAACAUGCUGCUCCAGGAGUGUAGUAAGCAAGGACUGCUCUCUGAGGUGAACAAAGAGAGCCUGAUGGCCAAGCGCUUGAAUGAAUUCACAAAGAACAUCAGUAAUGAAAACUCCAAAGUAGCUUCAGUCCGUGCUCUGCUCUUUGACAUCUCCUUCCUCAUGUUGUGCCAUGUGGCCCAGACCUAUGGUUCAGAGGUCAUUCUGUCAGAAUCAAGCACUGUGGGUGAAGUGCCUUUCUUUGAGACCUGGAUGCAGACAUGUAUGCCUGAGGAGGGCAAGAUCCUGAAUCCUGACCACCCCUGCUUCCGGCCUGACUCUACCAACGUGGAAUCCCUGGUUGCCCUGCUCAACAACACCUCUGAAAUGAAGCUAGUGCAGAUGAAGUGGCAUGAGGCCUGUCUCAGCAUCUCAGCUGCCAUCUUGGAGAUUCUGAAUGCCUGGGAGAAUGGAGUCCUGGCUUUUGAGUCCAUCCAGAAAAUCACAGACAACAUCAAGGGAAAGGUGUGCAGCCUGGCAGCGUGUGCCGUUGCUUGGCUUGUGGCCCAUGUCUGUAUGCUGGGCCUGGACGAACGUGAGAAAUCACUUCAGAUGAUUCGCCAGCUGGUCGGGCCUCUCUGCAGUGAGAAUACCCUACAGUUCUACAGUGAGAGCUGACAGGUCCAUGAGCAGUUCCCUCUCAGCCUCUCAGAUGCACACAGUCAAUAUGAGAGACCCUUUGAACCGAGUCCUUGGUAAGUUCCUUCUCUUCCCUAAGCCUGGCCAGCUGGGCAUGAGACUCCCUUCUUCCACCUUCCCUCACCUGGUGGUGGAGACAUCUGCUUGUCUUUCCCUAGUCCCUCCUGUGGUCCCCUGUACCAAAUCACCUCCUCCCUUCUCUCCU